Notothenia coriiceps (black rockcod) is the source of this 1126-nucleotide messenger RNA. RefSeq names its product protein kinase C epsilon type-like. The coding region runs from base 761 to 1126 and encodes 121 amino acids. The transcript has 2 exons. The record is from RefSeq and is a predicted model, not a curated record. Lineage: Eukaryota; Metazoa; Chordata; Actinopteri; Perciformes; Nototheniidae.
GCAGUCUCGUUCCGGGGGGGAGGCAUCCAGAGGUCUGUCCACGGGAAGUCAACAUCAGCACGGCAGAGGCUGAAACCAGGCCGUGCACCGAGGACCAGGAACCCCCCUUUACCUCCCUUUACAUCCCCGUGAUCCGCCCCUCCUCUGCGGCUCUCUGCUCGCUGCAGUCCGGCUGAAACACCCCAUACGCACCGGUCCUCUGGAGCCUCAAAACCCGGCACACGGUGCGAUGAAACCCGGGCUUAAUUCUUCCAGGGAGUCCCGUUGCUGCAGUGUUUUUUCACAAGGAUACACAUCUGGGGCCUUUUGCGCGUUUGUUGUUGUGGCUGUGCACGUCUGAGAAAUGCUGCCUCUGGUUAUCUGUUGCUGCAGAUCAUUUGUUUGGGAUAUUUGCAGCAUUUCUUGACAAGUGUAAGGGGAGUGCAAGACGCUAACUUUGAGGAAAACAUGUUUUAAAUGUGGAUUUCUCUCCGUUUUUAUUCCACUGGAAGGAUUUCUGCCUGCAGGACCACCGGUCUAAACGCUAACGCUGAUUAAAAACAGUUUUUGAAGGAGGUAUAUUUGGAUUUUUCUGCGUUGUAUUCCAAGAGGAGCACCGGUCAAAACGCUUUCUGAUGAAAACAUGUUUGCAAAUGUGGAUUUUACUGCGUAAUUACUCCACUGUAAGGAUUGCUGUCACAGUGUUUUUUUCUGGAUAACCCUGGGUUUGUUUCCACUGUAAACAAGUUGUAAGCAGUAGUGUUUUUGGAGACCCUCUGCCAUGGUGAUCUUCAACGGGCAGCUGAAGAUCCGGAUCCGCGAGGCUCUGGAUCUGAAGCCCACGGCCUGGUCUCUGCGUCACGCCGUCGGCACGAAGACCCAGAACUUCCUCCUGGACACGUACAUCGCCCUGAACGUGGAUGAUUCCCGCGUGGGGCAGACCUCCACCAAGCAGAAGACCAACAGCCCGAACUGGAACCAUGAGUUCUGCACGGAGGUGCACGAGGGCCGGAGGCUCGAGCUCUCCGUGUUCCACGACGCGCCGAUCGGAUGCGACGACUUCGUGGCGAACUGCAUCAUCCAGUUUGAAGACAUCCUGCACAGCGGGAGCAAGCACUUCGAGAACUGGACAGAGCGAUCAAAAUGA